CGCGGCAGCUAUUUUAGGCCACAAUCUGCCAUUCACUUUUUCUCUCUCUCAGAAAAAUCUUUCCAUCAUUUUUCCUCUUUUUCUCCAUUCAUCUGAUUGGUUCCCCUUUUAUACUAUUCAUUUUUUCUCCUCCACAAAACCCUGCUUUCGUUAUUGCGCGCUCUGUCUCUCUCUCAUGCAUCUUUUUCUGUGCUUUUUUUUUUAAUAAAAAGAAUCGUGGGUUUUUAUUUGAUUGUUCUUAGUUUUUCUAAGAAUUGUAUUUUUGUCAUUCUUUUCUUCUUUUCUUUCUUGGUUAUCUUCAAGCUAUAAUUUUUCCAUUUUUCAAAAUUUUCUUUUGGGCAAAUAAAUUUUGGAUUUUGAGUCCAUAAGUCUGACUUUGGAUUGAUAAAAAUAAACACUUCAUUCUUCUUUCUUUAGCUGCUUCUUCAUUUACAUGGUUGUAUGCUUGCUUUGUUUUACAGUCUCAGGUACAAAAUUUAGGAUCACAAAAUCUUGUAUUACCAACUUUUACUUCUUCAGUUAGAGUUUUUAGACUUAUUAUAGAAGAAGAGACAAAAAUGGAAUCAAGCAAUGUUAGGGAAGUUGAAGGGGGUCUAAAAGCAGAGGAAUCCAAUAGCCAUGAAGUAGAAGCAACCUCUAACACCCAAGAAAAGUGCUUGAGUUCACAAGCGAAAGAUGCGGGUAGUAUUAGCAACAGAGAAAUGUAUUUUAGAGCAGAUAAAAUUGAUUUCAAGAGCUGGGAUAUUCAGCUAGAGAAGCACUUGAACCGUGCUUGGUCAAGGGAUGGGGAAGUUCAGACAAAAAGACAAGAAUGGGAGAUUGAUUUGAGCAAAUUGGAUAUGAGGCAUGUUAUAGCUCAAGGGACUUACGGUAUCGUGUAUAGAGGCAAUUAUGACGGCCAAGAUGUUGCUGUGAAGAUAUUGAGUUGGGGGGAGGAUGGCAUUGCCACUGCUGCUGAAAUUGCAGCUCUUCGGGCAUCUUUUCGGCAAGAGGUUGCUGUUUGGCAUAAGCUCGACCAUGCCAAUGUUACAAAGUUUGUUGGAGCUUCAAUGGGGACUUCCAAUCUCAAGAUGCUUCCCAAAAGCCCUGCAAAUGGAAGUUAUGAUUCUCAUCCUUCCAGGGCAUGCUGUGUUGUCCUUGAGUAUCUUCCAGGUGGGACGUUAAAGAAAUUUUUAAUCAGAAAUAGAAGGAAGAAACUUGCCUUCAAGGUUGUGAUUCAGCUUGCUUUGGACCUUUCAAGAGGUUUGAGCUACCUUCACUCUAAAAAGAUUGUACAUCGUGAUGUCAAGACAGAAAAUAUGUUGUUGGAUGCUCAUAGAACAUUGAAAAUAGCUGAUUUUGGUGUUGCACGAGUUGAAGCACAGAAUCCACGGGAUAUGACAGGGGAAACUGGUACUCUUGGAUAUAUGGCCCCAGAGGUCCUUGAUGGUAAGCCUUACAAUAGGAAAUGCGAUGUGUACAGCUUUGGCAUAUGCUUAUGGGAAAUUUAUUGCUGUGAUAUGCCUUAUCCUGAUCUUAGUUUCGCUGAAGUUUCAUCUCAGGUUGUUCGACAGAAUUUACGCCCUGAAAUCCCCAGAUGUUGCCCGCAUCCAUUGGCAGGCAUCAUGAGAAAAUGUUGGGAUGCAAAUCCACACAAACGUCCUGAGAUGGAUGAGGUAGUGAAGCUGCUUGAAGCAAUUGAUACUAGCAAAGGAGGUGGCAUGAUACCUGAAGGCCAAUCUACCGGCUGUUUCUGUUUCAGUUCAGCCCGAGGUCCAUAGCUCCUCAACUUCCAUGACCGGUAUAUAAUUCUUAUUUGCAGAGUACUUGUGCAAAUUCAUUGCUAGAAUGCAGCCGGCCUUCAAAUAACUAAGACAUAGAUUUCUGCAGUCUCCUGAAGGCAGAGGAAUUUCUGGUCUUUGUAAGUUCUUGCAAGUUUAAAGUUCAUGAAAGGUUUGGCUGCUGUAAUUAUUAUUGCUACAGAAAAUUGGAAAAUUGGAGCUUCAUAUUUGUAUUGUAUAACAUUUCUUGAGAUGGUUUCAGUUUAGAUAGAUCAAUAUAGUAGUUUAUAUGUUUAAAGGAAA
This is a messenger RNA of Jatropha curcas, 2063 nucleotides long. RefSeq names its product serine/threonine-protein kinase 52. The record is from RefSeq and is a predicted model, not a curated record. NCBI's taxonomy places the organism in Eukaryota, Viridiplantae, Streptophyta, Magnoliopsida, Malpighiales, Euphorbiaceae. Gene Ontology annotation, biological process: protein phosphorylation. Gene Ontology annotation, cellular component: plasma membrane. Gene Ontology annotation, molecular function: ATP binding; protein serine/threonine kinase activity.